Messenger RNA from Anguilla rostrata (American eel), 2611 nucleotides. Its product is annotated as mitochondrial 2-oxoglutarate/malate carrier protein-like. NCBI's taxonomy places the organism in Eukaryota, Metazoa, Chordata, Actinopteri, Anguilliformes, Anguillidae. The coding region runs from base 127 to 1107 and encodes 326 amino acids. The record is from RefSeq and is a predicted model, not a curated record. The transcript is spliced from 7 exons. Gene Ontology annotation, molecular function: transmembrane transporter activity.
GCCAGCAUCUUCUGGCGUGCGCGCUCCCCCAGUGUCACCUUGUUGGAAACACUGGUAGACCUGCAGAGUGGAGAGGGGUAUUCAGGUUUGGGUUAGCUACAGAGUCCAGGGAUUAACUGCAUAACCAUGGCAGCCGCAGCAGGCCCCCCCAAGCCGAAGACCUCUCCCAAAUCCAUAAAGUUCCUCUUCGGGGGUCUGGCCGGGAUGGGGGCGACGGUGUUUGUGCAGCCGCUGGACCUGGUGAAGAACCGCAUGCAGCUGGCCGGGCAGGGCUCCAAGGCGCGCGAGUACAAGACCAGCCUGCACGCCGUGGCCAGCAUCCUGCGCAACGAGGGCAUCGGGGGCAUCUACACCGGUCUCUCCGCAGGGCUGCUGAGGCAGGCCACCUACACCACCACUCGUUUGGGGAUCUACACCGUGCUGUUUGAGCGCAUGACCAAGCCGGACGGGACGCCCCCCAACUUCCUCAUGAAGGCGCUGAUCGGCAUGACGGCGGGGGCCACCGGCGCCUUCGUGGGCACCCCCGCCGAGGUGGCCCUCAUCCGCAUGACCGCCGAUGGCCGCUUGCCCCCGGACCAGAGGAGGGGGUACAGCAACGUGUUUAACGCCCUGAUUCGGAUCACCCGUGAGGAAGGGGUCACCACUCUCUGGAGGGUGGGUACCAAACUCUCUCCCCUUCUUUCUCUCCUUCUACCUUUCUCUAUCUCUCUUUUGGCACGCACACAUCAGGACUUAUGUUACUGUAUUUUGAUGGUGAUGUUACAGUAUUUUGAUGGUGACGGUAUCUGUUUGCUCUCAGGGUAUUUUGGUGAUGACAUCCUGUGCCACUUCUGCGCCAGCAUGAUUAGUGGACUGGUCACCACUGCCGCGUCCAUGCCCGUGGACAUCGCCAAGACCAGAAUCCAGAACAUGAGGAUGAUCGAUGGCAAACCAGAAUACAAAAAUGGGCUGGACGUGCUGAUGAAGGUGAUUCGGAACGAGGGCUUCUUCAGCCUGUGGAAGGGCUUCACGCCGUACUACGCCCGCCUGGGACCCCACACGGUGCUCACCUUCAUCUUCCUGGAGCAGAUGAACAAGUUCUACAAGAAGUACUUCCUGGACUCGUAGAGCGAGCGGCUGGCUGGGGCUGCCUGUGAAAAUGUGGACCCUGCCCUACCCCACACACACACUCACACUCACACACACACACACACACACACACACACACUCACACACACACACACACACACACACACACCUAUGCUGGGGUUUACACACGGACAAACGUACACACUCGUUCACACACCCGACACCUCAAACACCCUUUUGACCCUAACCCCUCUGCAGCACCCCUUCAGAAGACUACCACCCGUCCGCCCUUUCCCCACAACCUAGUACACUAAGAGGGUAGCAGGGACGGACGUAGCACCACCAACUGCUAGCGCUGAUGAGUCUACAAACACAAGCACAGCCCUGUCCCACCACAUGAAGCAGCCCCUCAUAGAGAGAAGCCAGUAUGUGUGCAGGAAUUUAGGACUUUUCCCCUUCACCCCUUUUUUUGACCCCCCCCCCCCCACCCUUUGAGCACUUGCUGCUGUCCCAUCCCCAGCUGUUCUCAGUCUCCCACGGCUCAGUCAAAACUGCAACCAACGGUUUUGGUCACCAUGGCAACCACACCCCCACCACCCCCCAAGGCUCCACAGCUGCCUCCAUCUUCAAACAAGCCCCUCUCUCGUCUCCAUGGUGACGCGCAGCCACCCAGCACAUAGCACAUAUGUCCGUUAGAGCCCCACGCGACGUAGACGAACACGUGUCCGAGCACCGAUUCUGGAUCAGAUCUCUCUCUCUCACACACACACACAUCACACUGUGUACUUGGCCUGCCUGAUCCAGGAUCAGUUUUCAUGGACAGAAGGCAUUUGGGAGCUCAGGGGAGGCGAAUAGAAACCCUUUUCAUUUAUGUGUACAUUAACGGCGCAUGCGUGGAUUACCGCCGCACUGCAAGUGUGCGGCUUAAUCACUGUGCGACCAAAAAAGGACUUACAGCUGGUGCAAGCUGAUAGGCUGAAUGCUCGGCCAGUCAAAACGACUGCAGCAGCAGCACCAGGUAUAACAUGACAUCAGGCAGUGUCUGCCAUUGGCUGUACCACAACUCAUGGUUUAGCUGGCUUGGGGUUUCCACUAAUCGAACUGAAUUUGGACAUUUAUCAUGAGGAGGAAAAGAAAAGAUGUGUAUUCUGUGGAAGAUAGUUCGGUUUUCUCUGUCAGUUCAAAGUUAAAGUGAAUACGUUGGGAUAUUUCAUGUCCAGAGUCCAGCUCUUGACAUCCCUUGUGUCAGCUCGCAAGUGAUUAAAGACCUUAUUAGUCUGCAAAGAGUGUGCUACAGCCAGUACAGAAAUCAUAGUGAGUAAUGUUAAAUGUUUAGUCGUGAUGUUGAAAAUGAUGUGUGGCACUUUUUUGGGUGGGUGGGUGGGGGGGGGGGGCGGGGGUAAUUCUCUGGUAAAAUUUUUCAAACCUCAAAUGAAGGACAGCUGCUGGGCAUGGUACCCCACUGCUGUACCACGGGACUGGUUUAAAACUGGACAGGCCUGGUUUAAAACCUCUUCAAAUAAACUUCUGCUUAUUCAAACAA